Molecule: messenger RNA, 834 nt
Organism: Fusarium venenatum
Lineage: Eukaryota; Fungi; Ascomycota; Sordariomycetes; Hypocreales; Nectriaceae
Source: RefSeq, a predicted model, not a curated record
AUGGCUUUGAUCAUAGUGCGGACGAUAUCACUUGCCCCAGUGUUUGCUUCUUCUAGAAUGCUCCUUGUUUUCCCUCUCGAACCAAAGUUUGAAGAGUGUUAUCUGAAAGAGAUUGAUAGCAAGAGAGGCUUUGCUGUGAGGAAAGAUGCGGUCCUGUCUGUUGGUCUUAAACUUAAAGCCGAGUCAUCCUUCGAGUCUGGUCUUGCUCCCAACCCCAACAGCCUACACUUUCCCUAUGGCAAUGAAAGCAAAGGGUGUUAUUCAUAUCAUAUCAUCAGAAAGGACGAGACUUCAUCGUCCGUAACAUACAAGCAGCGGCAAACCGACGUCAUACGCUGGAACAUGUCACUAGCUGAAUGGUUUCUCAAGAUCGUCCAAUUUGCAGACUGGGGCUUACAUGAGCUUAAUGACCCAGUUCUCUUCAAGCUUCGUGAGGAGGUACAAAAUGAAGAUGUGUACUCUGAGCUGCGACGCUUCAUCACUUUCAAGACCUUCAAACGUCCCACUGAGACCUCUACUGAUGUCACUAUUAACAUCGACCCUCGAUACGAGCAGGAGGCCCGGAAUGAAGCCAUCAAGCAGAUUACGGCUAUCCAAGAGGGUAUUCUCAAGACAGCCGGACUUAUCUGUACCACGCCAAUCGCCGGAGCCCGAAACCCGUACACGCAGCUUCAUAAAACCGCUCGUGCGGUCAUGACUGAUGAAGCAGGAGCAAUGAGUUCGAAUCUCCAUCCUCGGCUACUUCAGGCGAACGAGAAUGUCUUAUUUUGUUCUGUAGGGGGUGCUGGGGGUAUCAGGCAGAUUGAUAUAUCUAAGCUUAGACUAAACCCUUAG